Sphenostylis stenocarpa is the source of this 1779-nucleotide messenger RNA. The record is from the annotation of a GenBank genome assembly. NCBI's taxonomy places the organism in Eukaryota, Viridiplantae, Streptophyta, Magnoliopsida, Fabales, Fabaceae.
AUGGAAGGGAAAAGCAAUGAAAAGAAGGGAGGAAGAAGGGGGAGAGCGUGCGUGGUGGUUUUGGGUGACAUUGGACGGAGCCCUCGAAUGCAGUACCACGCUCUUUCACUCGCCAGUCAGGCAUCUCUGGAGGUUGACAUUGUUGCAUAUGGAGGUUCAGAGCCACAUAGUGCACUUCUUGCCAAUCCAUCUAUUCAUAUUCACAUAAUGAAGCAGUGGUUUACAGCCAGUCAACGCUUACCAAAGAUACUUCAGCCCAUAAUGCUUUUGUUGAAACCGUUGGUUCAAUUUCUCGUGCUUCUUUGGUUCCUUUGUGUAAAAAUAAUAUCACCUGAUGUUUUUAUUGUCCAGAAUCCUCCUUCAGUUCCAACCCUGGUGGCCGUAAAAUGGGCUAGCUGGUUGAGAAAUUCAUCUUUUGUUAUAGAUUGGCAUAAUUUUGGGUAUAGUCUACUUGCACUGUCAUUGGGAAGAAAUAGUCAUUUUGUCACCUUAUAUAGAUGGUUUGAGAAGCAUUAUGGAAAAAUGGCAGAUGCUUCUCUUUGUGUAACAAAAGCAAUGCAGCACGAACUGGCUCAAAACUGGGGAAUAAAUGCUACAGUUUUGUAUGAUCAGCCUCCUGACAUCUUUCAUCCAGCUUCAUUGGAGGAGAGGCAUAAGUUGUUUUGCAGAUUAAAUGAGGACUUGUUUCAGCCUCUUGGUGUCAGAGAUUGUGUUAGUAAUGGAAGUUCCUUGAUUGCUAGCCGCUGCCAAAAUGAAACUCUGUUUACAACUGAGGUUGGUUCAAACAUAUAUUUGAAGCCAAAUCGACCAGCACUUGUUGUAAGCAGUACGAGCUGGACACCCGAUGAAGAUUUUGGCAUUCUCUUGGAAGCUGCUGUAAUGUAUGAUAGACGUGUUGCUGCCAUAUUAGGUGAAGAUGAUUCGGUAGAUGAGGAAGUCAUGUGGAAAGAAAUACAUGAUGGAAAACAAUGUUUAUAUCCCAGAUUGUUAUUCAUCAUAACUGGCAAAGGUCCAGAAAAAGAGAAGUAUGAAGCAAAGAUAAAGAGAUUGAAACUUAAACGUGUGGCAUUUCGUACUAUGUGGCUGUCAGCUGAUGAUUAUCCAUUACUGCUAGGAUCAGCUGAUCUUGGUGUUUGUCUGCAUACUUCAUCAUCAGGAUUAGACCUUCCAAUGAAGGUUGUGGAUAUGUUUGGCUGUGGACUGCCUGUUUGUGCUGUUUCUUAUUCUUGCAUUAAAGAACUGGUUAGAGUUGAUAAAAAUGGUCUUCUCUUCUCUUCUUCGUCAGAGCUAGCUGAUGAACUUCUGUUGCUCUUCAAGGGAUUCCCUGAUGACUACUGUGAUGCUUUAAAGGUCCUCAAAGAUGGUGCAUUAGAAACUGGAUCUUCAGCAAGGUGGGCUACUGAAUGGGAAGAACAUGCAAAGCCACUGAUUACCGAGGCAAGUUCAUUCUGCUAUGCUUUGCACUAUGUCAUUAUCAAGUCAUCUACUCUCGGGGUAGUUGACUUGAUCUUCAACUUCUCUAACAGCAAAUUGGACCAAGCUGUUAGCCUAAUCCAGUGGAUAGUUGUCUGGUGCAAAUUGCAUGUACUGAUUGCAUGCAGAUUUGAUGAAGUUUUGGCAAUUUCCAAGCAUAGUCACCUUGUACAGAGCAGCUAUGCAGCAGGGUUUCCAACAUAUGUCUGUUUCCAUAUGUUUCAAUGUGAAAGUGAGGUUAUUGUACUAAAGCUUCUAGAUAAGAUUUUGCUGGCGAACUUGAGUUCUGCUUUGAUGACAUGCUAG